GCAAAUAAAUAAAUAAUGCUGCAUCACUCUCCUCUCAAUUUCACCAGUCGCCAACAACUCCUUCGUCAAGAUGGACCUCCGUAUUUUGCUAAUUUUGUCCCUUUUCGGCACAAUCAUCCCUCCCGGCUCGACGGAUGGGCCGAAAGGCUGGUUUCGAAGGGCGCAAGAACACCACCGUGAAAAGAUUUGCGGCGGCCCAAAGACGCCACAAGCCGCGGCAAAUCCUUUACUAGUGGAAACCGAAAACGGCAAAGUUUCCGGAGUACAAGGAGUUUCCCGAGGUGGGAAAGAAUUUGUACAAUUUCUCGGAAUUCCGUUCGGACAGCCGCCCGUGGGCAAGCUACGAUUUGAGUCUCCAAAACCUUUCGGAAAAUGGGACGGUGUCCUCAACGCGACAAAAUAUGGGCCAGCUUGCGCCCAGUAUGAUUUUUUCGUUGCCAGGAAAUCCAUUGGAGUGGAAGAUUGUCUGCACUUAAACGUCUUAACACCUUUGAAUCGCAGCGAUGACAAACUCCUCCCCGUUUUUGUCUACAUUCACGGCGGUGCAUUUCACAUCGGUGCGUCCCACGACUACAAAGGAGACUACUUCAUGGACCACAAUAUCGUUUUUGUCUCCUUGAAUUACAGAUUGGGAGCUUUAGGAUUUCUAAACACGAACGACGGUUUGAUCCGAGGAAACAUGGGAAUGAAAGAUCAGGUCUUGGGGCUUCAAUGGAUUCAAAAAAAUAUUCGACAAUUCGGCGGUGAUCCCGACCUGGUCACGAUUAGUGGCACGAGCGCGGGUGCCAUCAGUGUGAAUCAUCACCUCUUUUCACCAAAGUCCAAAGGCCUAUUUUCCAAAGCCGUUAUAAUGAGUGGUAACAAUCUGACACCGUACGGAAUUAUGCGCUCACCUAAAGAAUCUGCGGAUAGAUUCAUCUCCAAAGUAAAUUGCAACGCGGGGUCACGGGCUGAUGAGGUGACCUGCCUUAAAAAUCUGGACACAUCUCAACUUUUGGCCGGCCACGGAGAUAUCGUGAUCCCCCUUCCCCCACCGUUCGAGCUAUUCUUCUCCGUGAGCAAGGAAACUGUUCAGGAUGACGACACUUUCAUAGCAGAAGAUCCACUGGAGACAAUAAAGUCCGGGAAUUUUAGCAAGGUCCCCGUUAUCAUGGGAAUUGCGGAAUUCGAGCUUCAAGCCUUAACAGCAUUAUACAGCGGAUUUCCAACGGAGUCUGCCCGAGCCCGAGACAACUUCAAUGAUUGGGCCCCUGAGAAACUCGACUAUCAAAAAGAUGAUAAAAUUUCCGAUGAAAUCAAGCAGUUUUACUACCACGGAAACACAACUGAUGUUACCGCAGGAGACAAGGCCAGACAAACCUCGAUCUUAUUCACGGACAGAAUGUUUAUCACGGGGUUGGACAAGUUUGCCAAAUUGUAUUCCGCACAUGCCCCCGUGUUUUUGUAUAUCAACGCCUGGAACCCGGAACCCAAUAUGGCGCUGGCGAAUUUGAUGUCGACAAGUCACAAGAAUUGGACUGGAAAUUCACAUGGGGACGACGUCAUCCUACUUUUUGAACAAGCUCACGCAAAAUUGGACAAAGGAAGCAGAAUUUAUAAGUUGUCCCAAGAUCUUGUGGAAUUAUGGACGCAGUUCUGUAACGAAGAGUGGAUGAAUUUCCGUGGGGUUCCGUGGUGGCAAAAUAAUCCGAUGGGGAAGAACGUGACUUUCCUUAAAAUUGAUGACAUUCCCGCACUGGUGCAGGAUCCUUUUAAGGAGAGAAUGGAUUUCUGGGAGAGUAUCGAGCAAAAAAUUAAGAGCCCGUAAUUCUGAGUCAUUUUUUCUGAUAAAAACUUUGGUGCCUACAAAAUCUGAAUUAAAUCCCCGAAAACUACAAUCCUUAAUCUUCUACUACAGAUCAUUGUUUAAAUAUAAGAUAUCAAUUCAUUGAGCAAUAAAUCUUUUCAAAUUUAUUGCA
Folsomia candida is the source of this 1958-nucleotide messenger RNA. RefSeq names its product venom carboxylesterase-6-like. The record is from RefSeq and is a predicted model, not a curated record. Bases 71 to 1807 code for a protein of 578 amino acids. Lineage: Eukaryota; Metazoa; Arthropoda; Collembola; Entomobryomorpha; Isotomidae. The transcript has 9 exons.